AAGUGGGGGGACGACUCGUGAGCUCCGAAAAUGAUUCAUGUUUCCUGCUAUUGUCGGCCCUGAUGCUCAUUGGAGACCAUGGUUGACCGACUUGUUAACAGUGAGGCCAAUGCUAGGCGUAUUGUCAUGGUGGAAAACUGCUUCGGCAGCUCUGGACAGUCACUCGCUGUUCCUGGAAGGGUGUUGGUGGGAGAGGGUGUCCUGACGAAGAUGUGCAGGAAAAAACCUAAACUCAGGCAAUUUUUCCUUUUCAAUGACAUUCUUGUUUAUGGAAAUAUAGUUAUCAACAAGAAAAAGUACAACAAGCAACAUAUUAUCCCACUGGAGGAGGUGAAGUUGGAAUCCCUAGCGGAUGAUGGGCAAUAUCGCAAUGGAUGGCUCAUUAAAACGGUAACAAAAUCGUUUGCUGUUUAUGCUGCUACUGCAACAGAGAAGCAAGAAUGGAUGGCACAUAUAACAAAAUGCAUAGAGGAUCUGCUGAGAAAGAGCGGAAAAAAGCCAGUGGAGGUGCAUGCUGCUGUUUGGGUGCCUGAUAAUGAGGCUGAUCACUGUAUGCAUUGUAAAAAGACACAAUUUACAGUUAUUAACAGACGGCACCAUUGCCGACAAUGUGGUGCAGUAGUGUGCGGUCCGUGCAGCAACAAGAAGCUAUUUCUACCUGGCCAGGGUAAUGGAAAAGCCGUGAGGGUCUGUUUACAAUGUUACGACGUCGCUAGCAAAGUGAAAGCAACCUCACCCACUGGAGUAGACAAUCUCAAUAAUUCAGAGCAGCAGCGUAAUUCAGCGGACAGCUCAGGUGGCGACAGUUCAGGGGAUGAGGAGGAUGUGAACAAAGAGGAAAAGCACGAUGAGCCCAAAUUCUACUCAUUUCUGGCUCGAUGAAUCCCAACAAAUCAACAACAUUAUCAAGAGGAGAAUCAGAACAGUUUUCCACUCGAUCCAACAUAAUUAAAAUAGAGAUCAAAGAGAAUGCAUUUUUCUAAUCAAUAACAUACAACGAAAUGACAUAGGAGACAUGUACAACUUCAUUUUAUCAAUUUUCAGGCAGGAAACAAAAGGUCGAGUAAUUAGUAUUUCAUCCGCAGUAUUCGUAUGGCGAUUCUUAUCUGUAUAUUUUCCAUACGUGAAUUUCAAUGGAACUACGAUUUUUAAAAAAAUUACUCAAUUUUCAACGUAUGAUUUUUUGAAUUACAAUUUCACAGGUCUCUUUCCUGUUAUAACUAAGUGCUUUUUUAAAAGAACCAACAGCAAAUAGAGCAGGGGAACGGCUGAAAUUGGCUUGGUGCAUGAUAUUUUUUAACUGAUGAAGUAUAAAAGUUAGAGGAAAAAUAUUAUAUACGUAUUUUUUUACCCUGAAAAAAAAAAGAAAAUUAAAAAAAUUCAGCGUCAUAAAUCGGACAUUUGAAAUCGCCUGUAACCAGAUCAUUUUUCGUAAUUUUUUGAAAUAAAUAAAAUACAUAUCUAAUAUUUUUCAUUCGAGUUGCUUAUCCAACACUAAAAAUUUUUCAUGCGAAACUCCAAUUGCACAGGAGAAUUUCGAGUUUGUUUGUUUUACCGGAAAUAUUCUCUACUCUUAUGUUAACAGCCUAACUAUUAUUUUAACCACAAAAAUCCUUGAAUAUUUUAAGACUCAUGCCACUACGUGCCUUUCACCCACUUGAAAAUUUUUGUUAAUCAUUCAACAUUACUGGUGGCAGUUUAAUUACUCUUUCUCUUCUUUAAUUUAAUACGUAAGUGAUUGAUAAAUGAAACUUGACUGUUUAAUCGAUAUUUAUGGUAACAAUUAGAAUGAUAAAAUUUUGAGGCCAAUUGAACGACGUAUUCCAUCCAUGAAAAUGUCAAAUUGAAAUUGUAAAAAAUUUGGGGACAUUAGCGGGUAGGAGCAACGUAAUUGUUUCUCGAGAGUUUAGGGGUAAGAUUGAAUAAGGUUCAAAUUUUUCUUUCAUAUAUUACUAAUUUUUAUAUCAGACAUUUACAUUUGUAAAUAUCUUAUAUGAUUGUCGAUGAGAAUAUGACGUUUUACCUAUUAACUAUUAUAAAAUAAAAAUAAAAACAUAUCAACAAA
Diachasmimorpha longicaudata is the source of this 2065-nucleotide messenger RNA. RefSeq names its product pleckstrin homology domain-containing family F member 2 (gene rush). Gene Ontology annotation, molecular function: phosphatidylinositol binding; metal ion binding. Gene Ontology annotation, biological process: endosome organization; endosome to lysosome transport. Gene Ontology annotation, cellular component: early endosome. The record is from RefSeq and is a predicted model, not a curated record. NCBI's taxonomy places the organism in Eukaryota, Metazoa, Arthropoda, Insecta, Hymenoptera, Braconidae. The coding region runs from base 79 to 882 and encodes 267 amino acids. The transcript has 8 exons.